This is a messenger RNA of Brassica napus (rape), 293 nucleotides long. RefSeq names its product ATP synthase small subunit 6-A, mitochondrial. The record is from RefSeq and is a predicted model, not a curated record. NCBI's taxonomy places the organism in Eukaryota, Viridiplantae, Streptophyta, Magnoliopsida, Brassicales, Brassicaceae. The transcript is spliced from 2 exons. The coding region runs from base 126 to 293 and encodes 55 amino acids.
AUUUAGAUUGGGCCCAUUAGUUACAUAUUUCAGAUCCAAUACUAUCAGUAUUCAGUAAUGUGUCGUCGUCACUUUCAUCGUCAACGCGAAUCAGUCAGUCACCAGAGAGAGAAGAGAGAAGAGAGAUGAGGUUGUUCGAUCCAUGGCCAGUGUUCUUCAAGAGGGAGUGGAAACGUUGCUGGCCGUUUCUCACCGGAUUCGCCGUAACCGGCGUCCUCAUCACCAAGCUCACCGCUGGAUUCACCGAGGAAGACGCCAAGAACUCCAAGUUUGUCCAACAACACAGGCGGUAA